This is a messenger RNA of Vespa crabro (European hornet), 1249 nucleotides long. Its product is annotated as integrator complex subunit 12. Gene Ontology annotation, biological process: snRNA 3'-end processing. The transcript is spliced from 5 exons. NCBI's taxonomy places the organism in Eukaryota, Metazoa, Arthropoda, Insecta, Hymenoptera, Vespidae. The coding region runs from base 151 to 1041 and encodes 296 amino acids. Gene Ontology annotation, cellular component: integrator complex. The record is from RefSeq and is a predicted model, not a curated record.
UAUGGACGUAUACACAAAGAUACUUAAGUCUAUACAUUGUACAUAAGUUUCUUCUAAAAAAUUAUUGUCAUUUAAGGAAAAUAGUGCUUCGAUCAUAUUGAAUAAAAAUUAAAAUCGAUUAAAAACAUAUUAAUAUAUAUUAAUUACAAAAUGUCACAAUUAGAAUUAGAUCCUCAAUUUACACAAGGAUUAAGACUUUUACAUUCUACAAAUAAAGAUUCUGCUGAACAGUUAAGGGCGCUUUUAGAUGAAAUAAUUAAACAGAAGUAUGGCCCAUCUAAAAUGCUUUCUAAUGUGUUGCACAAAAAGUAUAUGAUGGAAGAACCAGUAUUGAGUGAUCACAGUAGCAGUAGCAGCAGUAAAAAGAGUAAAAGUUCUUCUAAACAUUCGAGUAAAUCAAGUAAAAACAGUUCUCCAGUUAAUUUACCAGCACGUGAUACUCCUCCAGAGAUUAUUCAAUCUGAUGACACAUUAGCAUUAGAAAUUUUAGAAGACGAUUUAACUUGUGUUAUUUGUAAAGGAAUGGAUGUUGGAGCGAGAAACAGACUUGUUGAAUGCGUAGAAUGUCAUUCUUUAUAUCACCAAGAAUGUCACGUUCCACAUAUAUUAGAUUCGCAAAUAGAUGUUCCAAGACUAGUGUGGUAUUGUUCAAACUGUACAAAAUCUCAGACACCAAAAGAAAGAAGCUCACCAAAGACUGUAAUAGAGAGUAAAUCCAAAGAGCAAAAGAAACCUAAUUCAAGCUCGAAGCACUCAGAAAAAUACAAAUCAUCAUCAAAUAAUGUAAAUCAAUCACAACCUAUUAAUAGAAAUAGUUUUCCAUCUGGCAUAGGUGGUGGUCCGAAGAUCAUACCGAACAUUCAUAUCAUUAGUGCAGAUAGGAGAUUGAAGGAUAUGAUGAAAAAGGCAAAACAAGAGAAGCGUAGUACAAACAACAAUGCAAAUUCCAAAAAUUCCUCUUCUGCUUCACCAGCGAGUUCUUCAGGGAAAUCUUCUCAGGAAAAAUCUGUAAUGUACAAAAUUAAAUCAGGAGUAGAGUGAGAUGUUUAAUUUCAUUACAGAUAACAUCCUACCUUAAAUAUGAAAUCGAUUGACAUGGUAGCCAGUUGUUUGCCUAGUUCAAUGUAUAAAAUGUAAUAACAUUUUUUUUUAUUCAGUAAAACAUAAAAGAAUAUCAAAUCUUCUUGAUAUAAAUAUAUAUAUAUGACCAAUAAGUUUUUAAUAUUAUAAAUAAAAUUCACUUGAAUUU